AUCAAGUGAUCGAAAUUUCUGAGAUGGCCCGUCCCAAAAAAAUCUUGCCCAUAUCUGAAGAAAAUUCAUCAUCCACAUCUCAAAUCGCUUCAGCUAAGGCAGACAAUGAUGACGAUGAGUAUUUUUAUUCUGAAGAUGGGGAAGUGAAAGGAGCGAAUGAAGAGGUGUCAAAGAAUCAAAAACUAGUAUUUUGUAGGUUGCCGGAUCAUCAUCACUUCUCACGUCACUUUGGUAAUGUGGCCUCUCCAAGAUUAUUUCAACCUGCUGAAUCCAGACGUUCAAUCCUCAUCAAAAUUGGGCUGGUAGAUGUUGAUAUAUUUGCGUUCCUAGAUCGUUAUGGCAAGUCGGACCCUCCCUGGUCCUUUGAACCACAGGAGAUAACCUAA
Messenger RNA from Funneliformis caledonium, 386 nucleotides. The record is from the annotation of a GenBank genome assembly. Lineage: Eukaryota; Fungi; Glomeromycota; Glomeromycetes; Glomerales; Glomeraceae.